AUUUUCCCAGCGUGCGCGCUAACCGGAAGUGUGCUUGGAAACAGGUGCCCGGACUGCAGGAACUUUUUGUACCGGGAGGGGGUAGGUGGGAGCGCAGGGUACUCGCCAGGGCUGCGGCCGCCGGCUCUUCCUUCUGUCGACCAUGAGCCUGUGCCUGCGGCUCCUGUGCUCCGUGUGCGGCGCGGCGGCUCUACGGGUCCCGCUGGGUGUCAGCUCCCUCCGGGCAUUAUCGGGUUCCGCAGAGGGGUUCCGGCCCGCUAGGGUGGCUGUGGUGGCCAAGACAACGCGCUACGAGUUCGAGCAGCAGCGGUACCGAUCCUCUGGGCUCUCUGAGGCAGAACUGAGGGACUUGCUCGCAUUAAAAGGAUCCAGUUACAAUGGUCUCCUGCAGCGAUACAAUAUACACUCAGAAAAUGUUGAGCAUAUUGUACAGAGCCUACGGAAGGAAGGGACUGAUGUUCGACUUGUGAAAAGAAGAGACUAUGACGAGGAGACGGUACGAUGGGCUGAUGCCAUUAUAUCAGCUGGAGGUGAUGGCACAAUGCUGCUUGCAGCAAGCAAAGUACAGGACCGGUUCAAACCAGUGAUUGGAGUUAAUACCGACCCAGAGAGGUCUGAAGGACAUCUUUGUUUACCGGUGCGGUACACUUGGUCCUUCCCAGAAGCUCUACAGAAACUUUAUCGUGGUGAGUUCAGAUGGCAGUGGCGCCAGCGGAUCAGACUCUACCUCGAAGGAACCGGUAUUAACCUCACCCCUGUGGAUCUGCAUGAGCAGCAGCUGAGCCUGGAACAGCACAAUAAGGCCCAUAACAGCCAGCUAGAGCAAAAGUCUGUAGCAGUCUCUGGGCCCCAGCUUUUGCCAGUGAGAGCCCUAAAUGAAGUCUUCAUUGGAGAAUCCUUAUCGUCAAGGGCCUCCUACUAUGAGAUCUCUGUUGAUGAUGGGCCUUGGGAAAAACAGAAGAGUUCCGGUCUGAACGUUUGCACGGGCACAGGAUCCAAAGCUUGGUCAUACAAUAUAAAUAAGAUGUCCUCUCAGUCUGUGGAAGAGCUGCUUAACAUUGUCAGACAACAUAAAUCCCUGAAUGUCUCUUUAGACAGUGAUGUAAUACAACGAGUGACUAAUGCAUACAACGACUCUCUCGUCUAUAAUCCGGAGGAGCCCAAGAUGUUCUUUAGUGUUCGAGAGCCUAUUGCCAACAGAGUGUUUUCAAGCAGUCAGCAGCGCGGCUUCACGUCCAAGGUGUGUGUGCGGUCCCGGUGCUGGGAUGCUUGCAUGGUGGUUGAUGGCGGUACCUCCUUUGAGUUCAACGACGGAGCGAUAGUAUCUAUAGUUAUGGAUGAUCAGGAUGCCCUCUGCACUGUGCUGCUGGAUGACUGAAGGGACGUACUGACACACACUUGAUGAUAAUCUGUAGCUACGAAGAAGCUUCAGCUGCAGUAAAGCACUUACCUACUGCAGCAAUUCCUUUGAAUAAGACAAUCUCAGGACACUAAACCCAAUGAGAGAAGAGAAUGCUGAAUACAAAAUGGCGCCGUUCCCUUUGCUGGAAGACACUGCUGUGGAGUGUAUGGUGUUACUGUAGUAACAGUUAGGCAGAUCCUUUUGCAAAAACGCUAAACCUCAAUUACUUUUCAACUGUGACCGUAGAGCGAUAGCAAACUAAACUGAGGUGCGUAACCCCAGGAGCCAAGCUUUGGAGUGCUUCUCUCUUAGCCAAUCACAAGCCAUGCUUGAUGCCAAACCUUCACAACUGCUACAAAAAAACAACAUUUGAUGGACUGUUGUGUAUAUUUGUAAAAAAUAAAAAAUAUAUAUACACUUGCUGCAUUAAAUACAGAUUUCAUAGACCAGUUUUAAAAACAAGACUCUUGCCUUUUGCUGCAUUUCUAUUAAAUUCCCCAGAUUAUA
Messenger RNA from Xenopus tropicalis (tropical clawed frog), 1909 nucleotides. RefSeq names its product NAD kinase 2, mitochondrial (gene nadk2). Gene Ontology annotation, molecular function: NAD+ kinase activity; kinase activity; phosphotransferase activity, alcohol group as acceptor. The record is from RefSeq and is a predicted model, not a curated record. The coding region runs from base 143 to 1378 and encodes 411 amino acids. Gene Ontology annotation, cellular component: mitochondrion. Lineage: Eukaryota; Metazoa; Chordata; Amphibia; Anura; Pipidae. The transcript has 12 exons. Gene Ontology annotation, biological process: NAD+ metabolic process; NADP+ biosynthetic process.